This is a messenger RNA of Hypanus sabinus (Atlantic stingray), 2192 nucleotides long. It is a transcript of the gene slc25a15a, whose product is annotated as solute carrier family 25 member 15a. The record is from RefSeq and is a predicted model, not a curated record. Gene Ontology annotation, biological process: mitochondrial L-ornithine transmembrane transport. Gene Ontology annotation, molecular function: L-ornithine transmembrane transporter activity. The transcript is spliced from 7 exons. Bases 599 to 1522 code for a protein of 307 amino acids. Lineage: Eukaryota; Metazoa; Chordata; Chondrichthyes; Myliobatiformes; Dasyatidae.
UCUGCCCAAAUAAUGAAAUGCAACUCGAUCCCGCCGAUAUAUUCUUUAUUCCAGUUCAGCCAUAUCACUGGGCUGGAUUCCCACUCUGCAUGUGCAAUUGGCGUUGGAUGUAUGUGACCCAGGCAGGAUAAUUAUUGGUUGCUGAGCUCUCAAAUGGAACAAUAACCCUCCUCAUUAAAUCCCGAGGGUAUUUUUUCAAUGAUGCCGCGUGAUGUCAGCGCGGAGGAGGCGGAGAAAGAGCCGGAACUUGCCUUGUGUAGGGAGACUUGCAUUUGGGUAGCGCCUUUCCCUCUCACCCUCCCCAUUGAGGGAAAUGUGUUUGAAGUGCAGGACCUAGUAGCGAGGUGUAGCUGCCGGACGCGCUGACAAAACGAGGAGUGAGUUAACUGUGUGGGGGCGGAGCGGAGAGGAGAGGAGAGCAGUGAACUUCGCCGCUGCGGGGCAAUGGCCACGUGUGUACCGGUGUCUUCUCCGAUUAGCGCCGGUCGGCUGCCUAAAUGACCUUUUGAUUUCUGCAUUAUCGGAGUCCUGGGAAACCAGUGAGCAUCAUCUUUGGAAUUGUUGAACGGAUAAUCCAUUCAUUACAUCAAAGACUGACAUGUCGCUGGAAAAGCCAACACUACAGCCAGCUGUACAAGCUGCCAUCGACCUCACUUCAGGGGCAAUAGGUGGAGUUGCUUGUGUUUAUUCAGGGCAACCGUUUGAUACUGUAAAAGUGAAGAUGCAGACCUUUUCCUACAUGUACAAAAACGUGUUGGACUGUGCUGUAAAGACGUAUAAAGAACAUGGCAUUCGAGGUUUCUACCAAGGCACCACUCCUGCCCUGAUGGCUCACAUAUCAGAGAAUGCGGUGCUGUUCCUGUCGUACGGAUUUUGCCAAAGGAUGGUGAGGAGUCUAUCUGGAAUGGACAGCAAAGCAGAACUCAGUGAUAUACAGAAAGCUACUUCUGGUUCACUGGCCUCCGUGUUCGCCUCAUUGGCCAUCUGCCCAACAGAGCUGGUUAAAUGUCGCCUUCAAGCAAUGCAUGAAAUGAAAACCUCAGGGAAGCUUACAGAAGGACACCCCAGUACUGUUUGGGCAGUGAUCAAAAACGUUCUGAAAACUGAUGGUCCUUUUGGCAUGUACCAAGGUCUAACAAGCACUUUGAUGAGGGAGAUGCCUGGCUAUUUCUUCUUCUUUGGUGGCUAUGAACUGGGCCGCACUUUUUUCACACGUGCAGGCCAGACCAAAGAUGAUCUAGGUCCAAUUCCCUUGAUGAUUAGUGGUGGUUUUGGAGGUGCCUGCCUGUGGAUUGCUGUUUAUCCAAUUGACUGUGUGAAAUCACGUAUCCAGGUUCUCUCAAUGACCGGACAUCAAGCUGGUUUCUUUAAUACAUUCAGAAGCAUUCUUAGGAAGGAAGGUAUCAAAGCAAUAUAUUCUGGAUUAACACCAACAAUGAUACGUGCAUUCCCUGCCAACGGUGCACUGUUUCUAGCUUAUGAACUGAGCAGGAAAGCUAUGAUGGACUACAUGAGAAACUGAGCUGCUUUAUGGAAACAACUGAUGCCUUACUCCCAGGAAUUUGAUUGUGCUGAAUUCGAUAUAUUAGGGCCCCAUCUAAAAAAAUUAAAACUGGAUAUUUGGUAUUCUACAUGGAAGUAGCUGUGAAAGGAAUUUCUUGGCAGGAGCUGGAUUCAUUCAAAAGCAACUAAACUUUAAAUUUGAAACACUUAAUUACUGCCAAAAUUGACAUUUUAUAAAGAUUCAGAAGUAUUUAAGUUCUGAGAAGCCUUUUUCCGGUGGACAAGAGGAGCCUAAAAAUCCAGUAUCACAAAUCAAGCUGGAAGAGAAAGUGUCAAUUUUUUUAAAAUUAAGAAAUAAGACGGGCGAGUAAUAAUGAGGUAGUUAUAUUGCUACACUUGUCUGAAUGUGGAAGCUGCCAAUCCUCACUCCUGUUUCCAAAAUGAAUAAUAUUAAAAGUAACAGGAUGAUGUGUUCAAGGUCUUUAUUGUUAGGACUGUGUGUACUGUUGUUAACAAGUUCAUUGAACCCCUCGUCACAAUGAGACCCUGACCAGUUUGUCCUUAAAUGUCAGAAUGAUCAAGUACAAAGUGGAAUUUAGUCUACGAAGCUCUAGGCCAGGCAAGCAAGAUGCCAAAUACAGUUUUGCAUUGAGAAGCACAACUAAUCACUUCAUUCAAAAAAUAUUACA